Populus nigra (black poplar) is the source of this 2597-nucleotide messenger RNA. Its product is annotated as subtilisin-like protease SBT3.6. The transcript is spliced from 10 exons. Bases 213 to 2540 code for a protein of 775 amino acids. Gene Ontology annotation, biological process: proteolysis. NCBI's taxonomy places the organism in Eukaryota, Viridiplantae, Streptophyta, Magnoliopsida, Malpighiales, Salicaceae. The record is from RefSeq and is a predicted model, not a curated record. Gene Ontology annotation, molecular function: serine-type endopeptidase activity.
AACUUCUGCUCAUAGACUAUUCAUCUUGAUAGAAUAUAGCUAGCUAGUCUACCAACUCUGAUUCCAUUUCUUGCAAAACUGCAUUGAAGUUUCAAUAUUUUUGGUAUUUAGCUUAAGGUGCAAUGCAAGAUAUUUCUAUUUUUUUCUAGUUCCAAGUUCUAUAUCUUUUAGCAGCUUGAGUCUUCCUCUUUCAGAAACUUUGACAGAAAAAUAUGGGAAAACCAAGACCAAUAUGUGCUCUGGUUUGUCUUUUUCUCUCUCUCUCUGGCCAAGUCAUCUUGAUGAUCACGAAGGUGGAGGCCAAUAGCAAUGUCCAUAUUGUUUAUCUAGGAGGAAAGCAGCAUGAUGAUCCUAUGCUAAAAACAGAUUCACAUCAUGAUAUGCUUGCUAGUGUUGUGGGGAGCAAGGAAAUCGCCUCAGAAUUGAUGGUGUACAGCUACAAACAUGGUUUCUCUGGGUUUGCGGCCAAGUUGACAGAGUCUCAGGCUCAAAAAGUUGCCGAAUUGCCCGGCGUUGUUCGAGUUAUACCAAACAGUCUUCACAGGCUACAAACAACUAGGAGUUGGGAUUUCCUAGGCCUAUCUGCUCAUUCUCCUGCCAAUACUCUUCAUAACAGCAGCAUGGGUGAUGGAGUUAUCAUAGGUGUUCUUGACACAGGAAUAUGGCCGGAGGCUAAAGCGUUUAGUGAUAAAGGACUUGGACCGAUCCCAUCCCACUGGAAAGGUGUUUGUGAAUCCGGAAAGCGCUUUAAGGCUAAAAGCCACUGUAACAAGAAAAUUAUUGGAGCCCGUUGGUUUGUUGAAGGAUUUCUUGCUGAAUAUGGUCAGCCAUUGAACACAUCUGGGAACAGGGAGUUCUUUUCCCCAAGAGAUGCAAAUGGACAUGGGACUCACACAGCUAGCACUGCAGCUGGUACUUUUAUAGACAAUGUUAGCUACAGAGGCCUUGCACUUGGAACUAUAAGAGGUGGUGCACCUCGUGCUCGGUUGGCAAUAUACAAGGUUUGUUGGAAUGUUCUUGGAGGACAAUGCUCUUCUGCCGAUGUAUUGAAAGCUUUCGAUGAAGCCAUACAUGAUGGGGUUGAUGUGUUAUCACUGUCCAUUGGGUCUUCAAUUCCCUUAUUUUCAGAUAUUGAUGAACGUGAUGGCAUAGCUACAGGUUCCUUUCAUGCUGUGGCCAAGGGAAUCACUGUAGUAUGUGCAGCUGCAAAUGAUGGACCUUUUGCUAAGACAGUGCAGAAUACAGCUCCUUGGAUUUUAACCGUUGCAGCCAGCAGCAUGGAUCGAGCCCUUCCUACUCCUAUAACACUUGGGAACAAUAAAACUUUCCUGGGCCAAGCCAUAUAUUCUGGAAAGGAAAUUGGUUUCAGAAGCUUAAUUUAUCCAGAGGCCAAGGGACUGAACCCCAACUCUGCAGGUGUCUGUCAAUUUCUCUCAGUUGAUAAUUCUAUGGUAGCCGGGAAGGUGGUUCUCUGCUUCACCUCAAUGAAUCUUGGCGCUGUAAGAAGUGCUUCAGAAGUUGUGAAGGAAGCAGGUGGAGUGGGGUUGAUUGUUGCAAAGAAUCCCAGUGAAGCCUUGUACCCCUGCACUGAUGGUUUCCCAUGCGUUGAAGUCGACUAUGAGAUUGGAACACGGAUUCUGUUUUACAUCCGGUCUACGAGGUCCCCUGUUGUAAAGUUGAGCUCUUCUAAAACAAUUGUGGGCAAGCCUGUGUUGGCAAAGGUGGCACAUUUCUCAUCUAGAGGGCCUAAUUCAAUUGCUCCUGCAAUUUUGAAGCCUGAUGUAGCUGCACCUGGGGUGAACAUUUUAGCUGCUACUUCGCCUCUUGAUCGAUUCCAGGAUGGUGGAUAUGUCAUGCAUUCAGGAACAUCAAUGGCAACUCCUCAUGUCUCAGGCAUAGCGGCUCUUCUUAAAGCAAUGCAUCCUGAUUGGUCGCCAGCAGCAAUUAAAUCUGCAAUUGUCACAACUGCAUGGAUAAAUAAACCUUCAGGUUUUCCAAUAUUUGCUGACGGAUCUCCCCAAAAGUUGGCCGAUCCAUUUGACUAUGGAGGAGGCAUUGCAAAUCCAAAUGGUGCAGCACACCCAGGCCUGGUUUAUGAUAUGGGCACAGAUGACUACGUGAAUUACCUCUGUGCCAUGGACUACAACAACACUGCUAUCUCUAGGCUCACAGGAAAGCCCACAGUAUGCCCCACUGAAGGACCAUCCAUUUUGAACAUUAACCUGCCUUCCAUAACCAUACCAAAUCUUAGAACUUCCGUUACCCUCACCAGAACUGUUACCAAUGUAGGAGCCUCCAACUCCAUUUAUAGAGUUGUCAUUGAGGCUCCAUUUUGCUGCAAUGUGUCAGUAGAACCCUAUGUCUUGGUCUUCAACCAUACAACUAAGAAGAUCACCUUCAGCGUGACGGUCAACACAACCUACCAGGUGAACACAGGAUACUUUUUUGGGCGCAUCACAUGGAUUGAUGGAGUGCAUACUGUGAGAAGUCCCUUGUCUGUCAGAACUGAAAUCUCACAACCUUACAUUGAUGAAAAAUAAGAAGUACUUGUUUCCAUGAGGCUCAUUACCUCAUGAAUCCAAAGUCAGUUUAAAUAA